AUGAUGCAAGUCUUUCAGGAGAAAUCAGAGACCAUGGACUGGCUUGCUUUGAGAACUGUGGGAGUGCUGGUCAUUUUAAUGGUGGUGGUGGAAGUCAACUGUACAUUCUGGGUAGAGGUAAAGGGAGAAAAUGAAGAAGAUGGCACAGCAUUGCAGAAGCCCCAUAGAAGAUAUAAACGGGAAUGGGUUAAAUUUGCAAAACCCUGUCGAGAAGGAGAAGACAAUUCAAAGAGGAACCCAAUUGCUACUAUUACUUCAGAUUAUCAAAAACACCAGAAAAUUAGAUAUCGUAUCUCUGGAAAAGGAGUUGAUCAGCCUCCUCAUAAUGUCUUCGUUGUUAACCCCAGAACUGGAGAAAUUAACAUAACACAAAUAGUUGAUCGAGAAGAAACCCCAAUGUUCCUGAUCACCUGCCAGGCUUUGGAUGAAUGGGGAAGAGAUGUAGAGAAGCAUCUUGUACUUACAGUCAAAAUUUUAGAUAUCAAUGACAAUCGUCCAAUAUUUUCACAAAGCACAUUCUUUGGUGAAAUUGAAGAAAACAGUGCUGCAAAUACACUGGUGAUGUUCAUAAAUGCGACAGAUGCUGAUGAACCAAAUCAUCUAAAUUCCAAAAUUGCCUUCAAAAUAAUCUCUCAAGAGCCUGCGGGGCAACCUAUGUUCCUCCUAAAUAGACUCACCGGGGAAGUUCGUUCAAUGACCAGUACUCUUGAUAGAGAGAAAAACAGCAAGUAUAGCCUACUUGUAAGUGCUGCAGAUCUUGAUGGAGCUGGACAGGCCACUGAAUGUGGGUGCCAGAUUACAAUCAAAGAUGUCAAUGAUAAUUUUCCAAUUUUUAGAGAAUCACAGUAUUCAAUAGAGAUUAAAGAAAAUACUCUUAGUUCUGAAGUGAUCCGAUUUCAAGUAACAGAUCUGGAUGAAGAGUUCACAGAUAAUUGGUAUGCAGAUUAUUUCUUUACUUCCGGAAAUGAAGGAAAAUGGUUUGUAAUAGAAACAGAUAAAAAAACCAAUGAAGGAGUCAUGAAAAUGGUUAAGACUCUGGACUUUGAACAAUUUCAAACAAUGGAACUUGGUAUAGCUGUUAGAAACAAGGCUCCAUUUCACCAGUCAAUUAUCUCCCAGUAUCGAAUCCAUUCAACUCCUGUUAGAGUUCAGAUUAUAAAUGUAAAAGAGGGAAUUGCAUUCCACCCUACUUCAAAGACUUUUGAAGUACAGAAAGGCAUAAGUUAUAAAAAAUUGAUCAAUUAUGUUGUUGGAACAUACCAAGCCAUCGAUGAAGAUACUGGCAAAACUGCAUCAUUUGUCAGAUAUGAAUUGGGGCGUAAUGAUGGUGGUUUCUUAGCCAUUGAUUCAAAAACUGCUCAAAUUAAAUUUAUCAGAAACCUUAAUCGAGACUCAACAUUCAUAGUCAAUAAAACAAUCACAGCUGAGAUUCUGGCAAUAGAUGAUAACACAGGAAAAACAUCAACGGGUACCAUAAUUGUUAGAGUGCCAAAUUUCGAUGAAAAUUGUCCUCAGGUUAUCACUGACAGGGUAACAGUUUGUCGUACAUCUGGAUCAGUUAUUGUCACAGCCAAACCUCUACAAAACCAUCCAGACACUGGACCUUUCACAUUUUCCCUAGUUGAACAGCCCAUGAGGACCCCAGUCAUGUGGAGUGUUACAACAAUAAAUGCUACCUCUGCAAAACUGGAAACUCAGCAAACACUGUCUUCUGGAACCCAAUCACUCUCUCUCCUAGUUACAGACAGGCAAGGUAUGAGUUGUGAAAUACCAGAGACUCUGGAAUUACGGACCUGUGACUGUGAUGAGAACCAAAGGUGUGUCAGUGUGCUUCCUUUCCCAGAUGGGAACAGGCAAAAAGGGAGAUCCUCAGUAAGCCUUGGACCGGCCGCCAUUGGUCUGCUCUUUCUUGGGCUUUUGAUGUUGUUGUGUGAGUAUUACAUUCCAUUGUUCUAUUCUAGUUCUAACAUGAAAAGUCAGUUUGGGAAAGCAUUUGCCUGUGCAGAUGAAGAUGAUGGUCAAGGUAUAUCUGACUGCCUCUUAAUAUACGAUGAUGAAGGAAUAGAAGAAGCCCCUAGUUCUCCUGUAGGUUCUGUUGGCUGUUGUAGUUUCAUCGCAGAUGAUUUUGAUGACAACUUCUUGGAUUCAUUAGGGCCAAAAUUUAAGAAGUUAGCAGAUAUAAGCAUGGGUAUCGAUGAUGAACCCAAACUCUCUCAGGCACCUGAGAAAACAAACAUUACUGCAGCAGGGAUACCUGGAUCACAGUCAGCACCUGCUUCAUCCACAUAUGGAACUUGUCAACCUACCGCCAAUGUUACCUGUCCACCUACAACUUUCUACAGCAAUGAAAUUCCAACUCUCUCAGCUUCUGGGCCUGUGUUUCAGCCUGCAAUUCCAAUACCUGAUCCUUUACUCCAGGGUAAUUUCUUGGUGACCGAGUCUUAUACUGCUUCUGGCUCAUUCACUCAGCCUUCCACUGUAGUCUUUGAUCCUCGGCUCACAGAAAAUGUGACAGUAACAGAAAGGGUGAUUUGCCCCAUUUCAGGUGUUUCUGGAAUUCAAGGCAACUUACAUGGUCCUACUCAGUUAGGAGGGUCAUGUAAUGUGGCCUGCACAGAAGAUCCAUGUUCUCGACUGAUAUGA
Gracilinanus agilis (Agile Gracile Mouse Opossum) is the source of this 2643-nucleotide messenger RNA. RefSeq names its product desmoglein 3 (gene DSG3). Gene Ontology annotation, molecular function: calcium ion binding. The transcript has 14 exons. The coding region runs from base 1 to 2643 and encodes 880 amino acids. Gene Ontology annotation, biological process: homophilic cell-cell adhesion. NCBI's taxonomy places the organism in Eukaryota, Metazoa, Chordata, Mammalia, Didelphimorphia, Didelphidae. The record is from RefSeq and is a predicted model, not a curated record. Gene Ontology annotation, cellular component: desmosome; plasma membrane.